AUUUCAAUUCACAGCGGUUUUGGUGUCUUUGAAGCGCGUCGUCAAUUAAAUUCUUAAAUAUAACCAAUUUAAAAUAUGGUUAAACUGUAUAUUUUAAGUCCAAUUACUUAGGGAAUAUUUAUAGUUUAUGUUAAAUGAGAAGUUCUGUUGAUUGUAGUUACAUUUUUUCGUUCGAAUUGUCUUCGCUUUAUGACUGCGCCUGAAGCGGCAGCUGCUUCCUCUUUUUACUAAACAAUGGACACGGACUUGGACUACGUGAAUAUAAAUGAUUGCAAUGACCUCGAUUUGGCCACGCGCAUGCGCGGCUGCAAUUAUGAGAAAUAUAAAUCUCUAGUGCGAAUGCAUCUUUCUUUUGAGCUAGAGUUAAAUACAGAUGAAUUCGAUCUACCAUGCCAUGAAAUUGUGUACGAGGACAAGGGUAAAAUGAAAAAAUGGAAUCGCCUUUCCAAAAAACAUCGUCUAGGGCAGAUUGGAGCUCCAACUGGUUGCACAGCAUCGGGCUCCAAAUCAGUGUGCAAUAGUCCCACAGAAUCAUUGCAGUCGACAGUUGAUGCGGGAUUCCUAAUGCACCUGCAAGAACUUAAGGAUUUUCUGAUGCUUGAAAAAAAUCUUAUUCAAGAAGGUUUGUUUCGCAAGACGGGUGCUGUAUCACGGCAGAAUGAGUUGAGAGCUAACAUACAACAGGACAAGCCUUUGGAUUUGGAAUUGGCCGGUUAUUCAGCCCACGACUGUGCCACCGUAUUUAAAAGCUUUUUGGCCGAAUUGCCUGAACCUUUACUAACGGAUGCCCAUUAUCCGGCACACUUGCAAAUUGUACCGCUGUGUCAAGUCCAGACCUGUAAAGUAGGCACUCAGGAAGCAGAACAUCUGCUGAGUUCCAUGCAGCUGCUGCUUCUAUUGCUACCCGAAGAGCAUAGGGAGCUGUUAUACCAUAUCAUUGAAAUGCUUCACUCAGUGGCCAAGCACGAGAACAGCAAUAAAAUGUCUGCCGAAAAUUUAGCCACUUUAUUCACACCUCAUCUGAUCUGCCCACGUCAAUUGCCGCCGGAAGUCCUGCAUUAUACGGCAAAAAAAAUGUCCAGCAUUGUUAGUUACAUGAUUAUCCGUGGCCUGGACAUUUUUCAGGUACCUGGUAAACUGGCCACCGACAUUCGAGCCUAUUUCCUUGAACGAAAACGCAAGAAAACUAUGUCUCCUGAACAAACGCUUGACGAAUCUAUCUCAGACGUUUCCACAGUAAACACUGUUUACACAUUUGUCGACCGCGCAGCAACCGCAGCAGCCACGAACACCAAUAAUACGGACACUGAAUUGGCCCAGCUAUAUGCCCACAUACAAAGUCUGCCUGAAUCAUCGAAAAAGCGACGAUUAAUCAAACAGUUUAAUAAGCAAAAUGGACAGGGUACACCUUUGCAGUUGGUAGUAAUGAAUCGUUUGAAGAACAAUGAGGCUACACGUAGUGCCAAAUCAUUAGGGGAUUCAAUUAAGAAGCAUAUCUUUCACAAGACACUUAUGUCCCGCACACCAAAGAGAGCUCCACCGCCUGCUUUUCAUGCCCCAAUGGAGGGAGGAGGGCCUGAGACGCCCAAUCUGUUGCAUGUGAAGCAGCCGAAAUUACGUGUGCUAUUCCAGAGCCCCACCCCACAAAUGCCACCAAACACUCAUGCCGCCACACCAACUGUUGCUAGCGUAUCCUCCAUCUCAAUGUCUACUAACAAGCAUUCACUUAAGAAAUCCAUUUCAUCCACAUCGCUUAAAAUGGAAACAAUGUCGUCCAUCUCGUCGGACAGUGGCAGCAAUUCGGCUCCCGUUUCACGACAGCACUCGGAUAACGGAGACGGUGUUGGUACUACCGUGGCGGCUUCUGCUGCUGUUGCUGCUGUCGGAGAGUCGGACGAGAUUGAUGGCGAGUGCUGUGUGACACCGCUCAAAGUUUUAACAUCAGUUGCGAAAAAAUUGGCUGAGAAGAAAGCUGUAGCUUGGGAUGAUCAUCGCCUUUUAGAAAUUGAGGAAUAUUCAAAUCCUUGCACGCCUGUUCAUCAAUCGUCACGCUACAAAUCUGAGCCUAAUCUCUGUAGUAUCUUGCCACAGGUUAACGAUGGCGCUAACCUCGACAAUCCACUCACGCCCAUUAUAGAAGUGCCUUCAACCAGCAAUCAGAGCAACAACAACCAUCACUUGGGAAAGUCUCUUACACGCAAACUGAUGAAAGGAGUCAGCAUGGGUAAUUUGAGAUUCCCGUUCAGCACUCCGGAAACCACAAAACGAUUAGUGCGAAGUGUCUCAGCUACUUUAAAGCGUCGACCAAGUGGGGAAGAGGCGAAACAUGGUCAUUUGGAAGCAGCCGAUGCCCCCCUCCUAGAGGAUGUGGACGACGACGAUAAUGAUGUUGAUGAUGAUGAUGCUAAUGAUAAGGAUCAUGAUAAUGAUGAGGAGAAAGAGCCAUCCGUGGAUGACCAUGAAGAAGACGAUGAUGACGAUGAUACCCUCUCAGAAAGCAUGGGUAGUUCCAAUGAGCUGCCUAGCCUUGGUCUAGGCUAUCAGCAGCACCUUCUGCAGAGCAGAGUAUACCGCAAUAUGGAUCUCAUUACAAGCACUCCAGCUCUGCAUAUGGGUCGACGAUCCAUGUCCCCUAUAACCAAAUCCACACAACGUAUGCCUAAAGCAAUGCAGGAAUCCAUUAUGACUCCUCGAUCCCGCAAACCCGUCAUGCUUUUGAAUGCAUUGGCCGCCGGAAACACUGACAAGCAGCUUAAUCUAAGUUUUGCUCUACAAGAUGAUGCGGACUCAUCGUUGACGGCAAGUCCCGCUAAACCGGAACUAGAACCGCCAUCGUUACACAGUGAAGAUGCCACAUCUCUUGGCGGCUACGCCGAUAUUUUGCGACGUCAGCAGAAUUUCGCUCACAUAAAUUCCUUCUCGUCAGCUAGACAGCGUACUGAAAGUAGCAGUAAUAGCAAUGAGGACGCCAAGCCGAAUUUGAAUGCCUUGUCCAGCGAUUUCAAGGAAUAUUUGCUGACACGCAGCGUUUUGACGGCUAGUCCAGCAGAUCUGUCGUUCGCAAGUCGCUCCGAUGAUUUUGAUGGGGCCAGCACUCAGGACAUUGAUGAUUUCGAUGAAUCGGAAUUGAGUCCCAGUUUAUUAUACUGUUUGGAUGGCAAUGAACCUGCACCCGUCGGUUCUCCCCAGAGUUCCACUUCAACAAAUGGAAGGAAACGCUCGGCAGAGACACCAUUGAAAAAUCCGAAAUCCAUUGAUUUAGACGAUAUGGAUAACAAAGAGAAUGUGUGCCUAGAAGAAGGACAACAGCAUUUGUGCUCAAAGAAAUUAUUGAUUACUUCACACGAGGAGUAUCCCGGCGAAACUGCCCUUUAGUUUAAGGUCCCCCCCCCUAACACUUACCUUUUCGUAAAUCUAACGUUAAAACCGUUGUACGGUUUUAAAAAAAAAAAAUCUCAUCGAAAAUCUCUUAUAAAACUCAAAUAGAAUUGAAAAA
This is a messenger RNA of Drosophila willistoni, 3496 nucleotides long. RefSeq lists its product as uncharacterized. Gene Ontology annotation, molecular function: GTPase activator activity. The record is from RefSeq and is a predicted model, not a curated record. Lineage: Eukaryota; Metazoa; Arthropoda; Insecta; Diptera; Drosophilidae. Gene Ontology annotation, biological process: signal transduction; regulation of small GTPase mediated signal transduction. The transcript has 7 exons. Gene Ontology annotation, cellular component: cytoplasm. Bases 235 to 3375 code for a protein of 1046 amino acids.